Messenger RNA from Lichtheimia ornata, 2097 nucleotides. RefSeq lists its product as uncharacterized. Lineage: Eukaryota; Fungi; Mucoromycota; Mucoromycetes; Mucorales; Lichtheimiaceae. Gene Ontology annotation, biological process: peroxisome organization. Bases 1 to 2097 code for a protein of 698 amino acids. The record is from RefSeq and is a predicted model, not a curated record. Gene Ontology annotation, molecular function: GTP binding; GTPase activity; microtubule binding. The transcript is spliced from 12 exons. Gene Ontology annotation, cellular component: peroxisome; microtubule; membrane.
AUGGAUAGCCAACUCAUCAAAACAGUCAACAAGCUUCAGGAUGCUUUCGCUACUGUUGGCGUGCACAACCCUGUCGAUCUCCCUCAAAUCACGGUGAUUGGUUCGCAAUCGAGUGGUAAAAGCUCUGUCUUGGAGAAUAUUGUCGGUCGCGACUUUUUGCCAAGAGGCACGGGUAUCGUCACCAGGCGUCCUUUGGUACUACAACUUAUCAAUCGCCCUGCUCCUGAGAAGCCAUCCAGUCCCAACGGCAAAAAUGAAGAAUCAGCUGAUGAAUGGGGAGAGUUUCUACAUUUACCUGGUCAAAAGUUCUAUGACUUCAACAAGAUACGUGAAGAGAUUGUUCGUGAUACAGAGCUAAAGACUGGAAAGAAUCUUGGCAUUUCUCCACAACCCAUCAACUUGCGUAUCUUUUCGCCCAAUGUCUUGACUCUUACUAUGGUGGAUUUGCCUGGUCUUACCAAGGUGCCAGUGGGUGAUCAACCAAAGGACAUCGAGAAGCAGAUUCGCGAGAUGAUCUUGAAAUACAUCACCAAGCCCAACGCGAUUAUCUUGGCUGUUACUGCUGCCAAUACAGAUUUGGCCAAUUCGGAUGGUUUGAAGCUUGCUCGAGAAGUUGAUCCUGAAGGCUUGAGGACGAUUGGUGUUUUGACAAAAGUGGAUCUCAUGGAUCAAGGCACCGAUGUGAUUGAUAUCUUGGCAGGUAGAAUGAUUCCAUUAAGGCUUGGUUAUGUCCCCGUGAUCAAUCGUGGUCAACGUGAUAUCGAAUCCAACAAGUCCAUCGCCAAAGCUUUGCAAUCCGAACGCGAAUUUUUCGAGAACCAUCCCUCCUAUAGGAGCAAGGCACAAUAUUGUGGUACACCCUUCCUGGCACGCAAGUUGAAUAUGAUCCUCAUGCAUCAUAUCAAAAACACAUUGCCCGAGAUCAAAUCCAAGAUUCAGACCGCCCUUGCAAAGUAUCAACAAGAAUUGCUUCAAUUGGGUGAUCCUCUCAACGACAAUCAUGCCAGCAUGGUGCUCAACAUCGUCACCGAGUUUUGCAAUGAAUUCAGGACUAUCAUUGAUGGCAAUGCAAACGAUCUUUCAAGCUUUGAAUUGUCAGGAGGUGCACGCAUCAGCUUUGUUUUCCACGAGCUUUAUUCCAAUGGUGUCAAAACAAUUGAUCCUUUUGAUCAAGUCAAAGAUUCUGAUAUUCGCAUGUUCCUUUACAACUCUGCGGGUUCUUCACCUUCAUUAUUUGUGGGCACAACAGCAUUCGAAGUCAUUGUCAAGCAACAAGUGAAGAGAUUAGAGGAGCCAAGUCUCAAGUGUAUUUCGAUGGUGUAUGAUGAGCUUGUACGGAUCUUGGGUCAGCUUUUGAACAAACAGUUCUUCAAGCGCUUCCCUGCUCUCAAGGAACGAUUCUACCAUGUCGUACUCGCUUUCUUCAAAAAGGCAAUGACACCUACCAAUAAGCUUGUCAGCGAUCUUGUGGCGAUGGAAGCUUGCUAUAUCAACACGGCACAUCCGGACUUUUUAAAUGGUCACCAAGCUAUUGCUAUUGUGAAUGAACAACUACAUCCAAAGAGCCAGUCGGGACCAGAUCAUGAAGUACCCACAUCCAAACAAGGUCGUCACCAUCAUUCGUCGCAAUCUCAACAACAACAGCCACAGCUGAAUGCAUUGCAAACGAGCAACUCAAUGUCGACCCAUAUGGAUAACAGCGAAGGCAAUUCCUUCUUUGGUAGCUUUUUCUCGGGAUCCAAAAAGACGAAAAAGUCUGCUGCUGCAUCGAUGGAAGCUCCACCACCGACACUCAAGGCUACAGGCGAAUUGUCUGAGAGAGAUCAUAUGGAAAUUGAAGUCAUCAAGCUGUUGAUCCAAUCAUACUUCAACAUUGUCAAGCGCACAAUGAUCGAUAUGGUGCCCAAGGCUGUCAUGCUCAAUCUGGUCGCCCGUGCUAAAAAGGAGCUUCAGCAAGAGUUGCUUUCCGAGUUAUACAAAUCCGAUAUCCUGGAUGAUCUUUUGCAAGAAUCAGAACAUACCCAACAGCGUCGUAAGGAAUGCAAGAAGAUGAUCGAGGCACUUCAAAAGGCAGAUGAAAUCGUGGCUUCUGUUUAA